Molecule: messenger RNA, 2312 nt
Organism: Aphanomyces invadans
Lineage: Eukaryota; Oomycota; Saprolegniomycetes; Saprolegniales; Verrucalvaceae
Product: aminodeoxychorismate synthase, component I
Exons: 1
Coding region: 13-2256 (747 amino acids)
Biological process (GO): L-tryptophan biosynthetic process; folic acid-containing compound biosynthetic process
Source: RefSeq, a predicted model, not a curated record
GCAUCGAACAAGAUGGUGGCGCUGCGGCGGGCUCCGCUCGUCCAGACGCUGCUCCUGGACAACUACGACUCGUACACGUACAACCUGUUCCAGAUGCUGUCGCAAGUCAACGGCCUCGAGCCCGUCGUGUACACGAACGACGCGUUCGACGGCGACUGGGACGUCGCAUUCGCCACGUUCUUGAAGCAUGUCGAUCGAGUGCAUGCGCUGCAUCGACAUGUUGAGAUUCGUGUGAACAUCGUGCUAUCGCCUGGUCCUGGCACUCCAACUAAAGUGAAAGACUUUGGUCUGUGUGCUGCGGCGAUUGCAAGAUCGCCGCACGUUCCGAUCCUCGGCGUGUGCCUGGGUCACCAAGGAAUGGCGCACUUCUAUGGCGGCAAGGUCGAGCGCGCGCCGACCGUCAUGCAUGGUCGCACCAGUCGCAUCCAGCAACUUGCUGAUAAAGCCGACCCGUUCUUCUUUGGCAUCCCACGGACAUUUGACGUGGUGCGGUAUCACUCGUUGUUGGCGGUGUCGCUCCCUGUCGGUACGCUCGAAAUCUUGGCCACCACGACAGAAGAUGACCUGGUUAUGGCGUUCAAGCACCGGGAAUUGCCUCACUACGGUGUGCAAUUCCACCCCGAGUCUGUUUGCAGCGAGUUUGGGUACCAGAUGCUGCAGAAUUUCCGUGACAUUUCAACGGAGGCGCCGUGCCAGAUCUGUCCACUACACCACGCGCCAUCGGUCCCAUUGAACGAGCCGGCAACUUGCUCAGCAAUUAAGGUCCCGGUCGUGCAACCAGAACUCUCUCCACCGUCCUCUGCGACGCACCACGUUCUCGUCGAAGCAUUGAUUGCCGUUGACGUCGCCACUGAAGACGUGUUCGAACAACUCUAUGGCACCUCGAGGCAUGCAUUUUGGCUCGACAGCAGCAACGGCGCGCGUUUUUCGUUCAUGGGAGACGCUGCUGGCCCGCUGGCCACGCACGUGGCGUACGACAGAUGGACUAACACCGUGACAACUGCCCAUGGCUCGUCGACAGAGUCCAUUUUGGACUACAUUCGGCGCGAACUGGCCGCCAUUCGCAUCGUCGACGACACCGCACUGCCAUUCGAUUUCCGAGGGGGGUUCGUGGGAUACUUUGGCUAUGAAGUGCUUGGCGUGGGCGACAAGAGCGAUCUGGCGGUGCAUCCGCCGCCCGACAUGGCGGUCCCCGACGCCUCGUUCUUGUUUGCCGAUCGAGUUGUCGUCCAUGACGCCGUCACUCGACAGUACUACGUGCUCGUUGUCACGACCGCUAAACACUUGACCGCGUCCAAGGAAUGGAUGGCUUCCACAGCGGCAAGAAUACGCACGAUGAUGCCUUCCAAGGGACGUCCAGCCGACUCGUUCGACCAUCCCAUCGUGUUCCGCCCGUCGCGAUCCCGCCCGACCUAUGAAGCCAAUAUCGCGACGGUCCUCUCGGAAAUUCAAGCGGGGGAAACGUACGAAGUGUGCCUGACAAACCAACUCAUUGCGAACGUGUCCAUCGGCAACCCGCUGGGGUUUUACAAAACUCUGCGCCGCCUCAACCCGGCGCCGUUUGCGGGUUACCUGACGACACCUCGAUUCAGUGUGUGCAGCUCGUCCCCCGAGCGAUUCGUGUCGGUCAACAAGCACAAGCACAUGGAGUCCAAACCCAUCAAGGGGACGCGGAAGCGCGCCGCCGAUCCAGACGAAGAUGCCGCUGUCGCCGCGGAACUCGCAGCGUGCGUGAAAGACCGCGCCGAAAACAUGAUGAUCACAGACUUGGUGCGGAAUGAUUUCGGGCACGUGUGCACCGUCGGGUCCAUCCAUGUGCCAACGCUGAUGCAAGUCGAAUCGUUUGCGACUGUCCACCAACUCGUCACGACCGUCCGAGGUCAGCUCCGCCCCACGGCCAGUGUCGUCGAUGCCAUCGAAGCCACGUUCCCCGGAGGCUCCAUGACGGGCGCGCCAAAGAAGCGAACCAUGGAGCUGAUCCGCCGCGUGGAGCAGCAUCCCCGUGGCGUGUACUCGGGGGCCCUCGGCUACCUCUCGAUAAACGGAGCAGCCGACCUCAACAUCGUCAUCCGAACUGCCGUCGUGACGCAUAACCACGUAACCAUCGGGUCGGGCGGCGCGAUCGUGGCCCUCUCCGAUACGGACGACGAGUACGACGAGAUGCUGCUCAAGACACAGGCGCUGCGGUCUGCGCUGGCAGCGUACACGAACCAGCCCGUCACUGUCGACGUCUCGACAUCGUUCUACAAUCUGUAGGAGUGUAGACAACGACCUGUUCCAGUAAUGAACCUCGCCAGAGGAAUUCGAUUCUC